Molecule: messenger RNA, 4349 nt
Organism: Meira miltonrushii
Lineage: Eukaryota; Fungi; Basidiomycota; Exobasidiomycetes; Exobasidiales; Brachybasidiaceae
Exons: 1
Coding region: 363-4202 (1279 amino acids)
Biological process (GO): protein autophosphorylation; phosphorelay signal transduction system
Molecular function (GO): histidine phosphotransfer kinase activity; phosphorelay sensor kinase activity
Source: RefSeq, a predicted model, not a curated record
CGCGUUUAUUGACUAUAGAAUAGAAGAAUUGGCGGAUUUAACGACAGUGAAUAUGCUGCAUAUGCAGUGCAUCUUUAAAAAAAAGUAUACUCUGCACUUGCCCACUUCUUCUUUUUCUUCUUUAUCAGCCCGUGUAAAAUUCAUUAUGCUCAGCAUAUAUGAUCGAGCCCAGGGUCUGAACACUGAGUAUGUUGCAUGAAAUAUGACUGAAGCAAUCUUGACCACCAAAACAAUACACACCAUCAUCAUUCACUUCCAAUAUCAUCUUCAAGAGACACAUGUCGCGGUGAAUGGCAAGUCGGAAUUGGUGUUUUUGAACACAGCACCUUAGCAACAUACAUCAUCACAUUCGAACUCAAGCAAUGAUGGAGAUCGAUCGAUCUUCAUCACCCAAUGGAAGCUCAGCCGCUUCAACGGCAUCAUGUUCACGUUUCGUUCACAUCUUUCGCAAAGCGCCAAAGCAACCGGAAUGUGAUGAUCCGAAAAAAUGGGCAAAAUUCUUAGCAGCAUAUCAAAAAGGAGAAUGGGAUAGUACGGCAACUUCACUGAAAGCUUGCAGUAAAAAAGCACAAAAAGUCAAAACUGAAGGAGGCAAAGAGAUUGAUAAUUUUGAAUUCUUUUCAAAAUUCAAAUAUCUAGCCGCACCACCCCUACCCAGAGAGAAAAGUUGCCUUCGAAAGGAAACUUUGCUACGGCAUGGCUUUACAGGUCCUCAAAUUCGUCCAUCGGUCAAUAGAUACGUCAGACAUGCAAAGAGCGUGUUCAAAUGCGAUUACGUAUCUGUUUCAGUUGCUUCCAGUGAUGAAAAGAAUACCCUCUUCUUGGCAUCAGAAGGAUCGGCUUGCCUUGUCACCAAUACGGUCAUGUGUGGUCAUGCAAUGCUCUUGGGCGAAGACGAAGUGUUUGUAGUGCCCAAUAUUGGCGAGGACUGGCGAUUCAAACAUUUGAUCGAAGACCAAGAAAACAAAGGGCCCGGUAUGCAUUUCUAUGCUUCGGCACCAAUCUUGUUAACAGCACAGGUCGAAUCGGAUGAAGAUCAAGUACCCGUACAUGUUGGGAGACUAACGAUCAUGCGAGAAGAACCUUGGAAAGAAUUUGGUGACGCUGAAGCAGAAAUAUUACUCGACAUCGCUCGUAUGACGCAAGAAACGUUGGAGAACGAAUACUUGCAAAAUUACACAAGAAAGGUACAAACAAUGCAAAGGGAAGCCGCAAAGAUAAGUUACAAGCUCAAUAUGAUGCUGGACUCAGAAGUGUUUUCACAAGAAGUUGCACAGGGAGACAGAACAGGCCUGCUAUUCAAUUCAUCCUGCAUUCAAGUUGUUAUAGACGUUUUGCGCGAACAGAUUGGCGCUUCAAACGUAGCGGCGAUAGAUGCGAGCAAUCUUCACUUGAUGUCUCCAGCUCGAACAUCCUACAAUUCUAGUUCACCUAGGACUAGCACAAAUUUUGGUGCUUCUCCGGCAGGAUAUACGUGGAUGUCAAGAUCCGCUUCGACCACAUUCUCACCCUCACAAGAGCCCAUGUCACCUUUGCUUGGUGCAUCAUUACUCACGCCAAGUUCGGAAGAUUCAAUUACCACUUCUGUUGAAUCAGGCUCGCCUACUCAACAAAAAACUCCAAGACCUCCAAGACAGCACUAUCGAUCAAAUUCAUCCAUAUUCUCCUACAGCAAUGACGAUGAGAUGUACAAAACAGAUCCUCUGACGCCUUUACGCAUCAUUUGCACUUCUGGUGACGAGACACAAUCGCCUCAAGUGAGUAAUCCAUCACAACGUUCGGCAGUUUGUGGAUUAUUCACAGACCUCAAGCGAAAGGGUUUAUACACCAAACCACAAUGGUACGAUUUGACGCUCGAUCCUGAUUCAGACGAUGAUGAAGAAGAAACACCGCAAACAGUCAAGAAUUCCUUGAGUCCAAUCUUGCCUGCUCAAGCAAAAUCAUGUGUUGCUAUUCCGGUCUUUUCCAACGAUCGUACUCAUCCCCUAAGUCUUAUCGUAGCUACGUGGGAUACACCGAAAUCACUCUUGAACGCUGAACGAUACUUUUGUUACACCAUUGGCGUAAUGUUGGCCGCUAUGGCAUUCCGUCAACAGGCGAGUAUCGCUGAUCGUGCCCAACUUGACUUUAUUCGCUCUGUACAACAUGAAUUACGUACGCCUUUGAACGGUAUUUUGGGAAUCACUGAUUUCUUACGUCAAAGUUUGAUCAACGAUUCCGAGGCGGAAAAGCUCGAUUUAACGCAUGAUGGUCUAUUGGCCAAUCUGCUUGAAUCGAUCCGAUUGUCUGGUGUCAAUCUUUCGACAAUUCUUGAUGAUGUUUUAGAUUUUGGAGCAGUUUCUGGAUUAGCACAUUCGCAAGCGCCUAGAGCAACACAAAUUGAAGAAGUGGAUUUGGAACGUGAAGUUGAAGAUGUUUGUUUGGAUAAUAUUGAGCAUCUUGCGCUAUCAAAACGUCAAGAUAGUCAUAUGGGUCAAAGUAUGGGCAUCUUUAAUGUACCGACAUUGCUUAUCAGAGUUUCACCCGAUCUUCAAUCAAGAUUCCGAACCGAUCGUUCAAAAUUGCGCAAGAUAUUGAACAAGUUCAUCAACAACGCAUUGCGCUAUACUGAUGAAAGCGGAGUUGUUGAAGUAAUUGUUCAAGCCUCUCGUCGUCGUGAUAGUGUCACAGGCACGAGCAAUUCAAAAGGCAUGCAGAUCGGUUCAGAUCGCUGGGUAGAUUUCAACAUCAAGGAUACCGGCGUUGGAAUGUCGAAAGAGUUCCUGGCGAACUCGCUCUUGAAGCCUUUCAGCAAAGCAGACUCCUUUAGUCAAGGAGUUGGUUUGGGUGUCACGAUCGCUGCUAGCUUGAUUUCGCAAUUAGGCGGUGGCUUCAACGUGCAAAGUGAACUGGGAAAAGGAACGCAUGUUCAACUUUCUUUGCCUCUAGGAUUGGCUGCACCUUUACGUCAUCCAACGCCUCGUAGGUCUUCAAGCCUUGCUUCAGCCAAGCCUUAUCAGGUCAAGACUGCGGCUUUCCAUGGGUUUGAAGGAGAAGGUCAAACUGCAGUUGCGGAUCUCAUUCGUGAGCGACUUGUACAGAAUGAUGUUCGCAUCGUUGAUGCAAAUCAAUCUCCCGAAUUGCUCAUUUUGCAAGAAGCAUGCUUGUAUAGGCCUAGCGAAGAUAAUCAAACAUUGAUUGACACUCCUGCCUCAGCUCUACCACGCACUUCUGGACCUAGAGCAAGAACAUUGGUCGUUACAAGAACAGCACUCAGAAGUCGAGCAUCUCGUGCUUUGGAUGGCUUAACCGUUUGGUUCUUCCGACCUCCGUUUGGUCGUGAUAGUUUGGAAUUGAUGGAUGAGUUCUUACGUGAAGAAUCACCUGUUGUAUUGAAACGGAUCCCAACACCUUCGCAUACCGCAAAGAACAUUUUGAAUAAAGUCAGAGAUAGGCGACAUACAGAUGCUAGCGCUCAUCCUCGAUCACCAGUCAAAACGCCAGACAGCAAGAGAAAUCGAGAUGAAUCUGCAACACAAGCAACAUCUAGCUGGGACGAGAUGGAAUCGCUCACUAAUUCGGUCGCUACUUCAGCAAUCUCAAGUGCACCUCCUCUGGAAUCACCCGGAAUCGCAUCAAAGCAAUUACCAAUUCAUGACAUGCUUUCUGAAAAAGCUGUUCAGGCUACGCAAACUGCACAAAACAUCACUCCAGUCGCACAACGAGCAGAAGGCGGUGAUAAAACCACGGCGGAAGAAACGUCAAAGCAACUGAAACCGUUUAGGAUCUUAGUGGUGGAAGAUAAUCCGGUCAAUAUGAAAUUGAUCACGACAUUGCUGAAACGUGAGAAAUAUUCAUUCGUCGAAGCGAAAGAUGGUGUCGAAGCUGUUGAGCAAUACAAAGCAUUUGAACCUUCUGUGGUUUUUUUGGAUAUUUCAUUGCCACUCUUGGACGGCUUUGGCGCUUGCAUUCAAAUGCGUGCUCAUCAACUAGAGCAUAUCCCCAAGAUUAUCGCCAUCACAGCUUUGAGUUCGACCGACGAUAAAGUUCGCGGUCUGGAAGAAUGUGGUAUGGACGAUUGGCGUACGAAACCGUUGAGUAUCAAAACUUUACGUACCGAUAUGGUGGCCUGGCAAAGGGAUUGGGAAAUCGCAUGGCAUGGAGAGAAUGAACUCCAAAACGCCGAAAUCGUCAACAACAACAACGUAUCUGUCACUGUUUAGUGGCUAAUGUCACCUCAAAAAAAAUUUUCCCAAAUCAUUCGCAACUUCUUUAUUUUUUCUACCUCCCUUUUUACAACGGUAUCGGUAUAAUACCACUAUUAUGGUAAUCAUUGACUCCAAUUUGGGCAUUCGUCACAUUUAAGGCAC